AUGAUUCCCUAUAUUUUUCUCAUUUUGUUUCCAACUAUUUCAGUAUCCCAAUACUAUAAUCCUUCUCUAUAUCAAAGCUAUUUGAAUUCUGGAGCUCAAAGACAACAAACAGUCUUGGUUCCUGUUUAUACACAAGGAGGUUACGGUGGAGCUUAUGGAGGAGCUAUGGGAGGAUAUCCAGGUUAUGGAAUGAGUUAUCCAGCGUAUGGAAUGGGAUACGGUUAUCCUGGUGGCGGAUAUCCAAUGAUGGAUGGAGGAGCUUGUUGUGGAGGUGGUGGGAUGAUGCCCCCUCGAGAGAGCAACGCUAAGAAGUUUUUCCGAGGAGCCACCGAAGGAGUUUUCAUGGGAAGUGUUGGAAUGUUGGGAUUCCGUAAAUAA
Messenger RNA from Caenorhabditis briggsae, 378 nucleotides. The coding region runs from base 1 to 378 and encodes 125 amino acids. Lineage: Eukaryota; Metazoa; Nematoda; Chromadorea; Rhabditida; Rhabditidae. The transcript has 2 exons. The record is from RefSeq and is a predicted model, not a curated record.